Molecule: messenger RNA, 7718 nt
Organism: Lynx canadensis (Canada lynx)
Lineage: Eukaryota; Metazoa; Chordata; Mammalia; Carnivora; Felidae
Gene: GALR1
Product: galanin receptor 1
Exons: 3
Coding region: 1-1050 (349 amino acids)
Biological process (GO): positive regulation of cytosolic calcium ion concentration; negative regulation of adenylate cyclase activity; G protein-coupled receptor signaling pathway
Cellular component (GO): membrane
Molecular function (GO): galanin receptor activity
Source: RefSeq, a predicted model, not a curated record
AUGGAGCCGGCAGCCGGGAACCUCAGCGACGGGAACGCGAGCGGCCCCGAGCCCCCAGCCCCGGAGCCCAGGCCGCUCUUCGGCAUCGGCGUCGAGAACGUCGUCACCCUGGUGCUGUUCGGCCUGAUCUUCGCGCUCGGCGUGCUGGGCAACAGCCUGGUGAUCACCGUGCUGGCGCGCAGCAAGCCUGGCCGGCCGCGCAGCACCACCAACCUGUUCAUCCUCAACCUGAGCAUCGCCGACCUAGCCUACCUGCUCUUCUGCGUCCCCUUCCAGGCCACGGUCUACGCGCUGCCCUCCUGGGUGCUGGGCGCCUUCGUCUGCAAGUUCAUCCACUACUUCUUCACCGUCUCCAUGCUGGUCAGCAUCUUCACGCUGGCCGCGAUGUCCGUGGACCGCUACGUGGCCAUCGUGCACUCCCGGCGCUCCUCCUCCCUGCGGGUGUCCCGCAACGCGCUGCUGGGCGUGGGCUUCAUCUGGGCGCUGUCCAUCGCCAUGGCCUCGCCCGUGGCCUACCACCAGCGCCUCUUCCACUGGGAGGUCAGCAACCAGACCUUCUGCUGGGAGCAGUGGCCCAACCAGCGCCACAAGAAGGCCUACGUGGUGUGCACCUUCGUCUUCGGCUACCUGCUGCCGCUUCUGCUCAUUUGCUUCUGCUACGCCAAGGUCCUCAAUCAUUUGCAUAAAAAGUUGAAGAACAUGUCAAAGAAGUCAGAAGCAUCGAAGAAAAAGACCGCGCAGACGGUUCUGGUGGUGGUUGUGGUUUUUGGGAUCUCCUGGCUGCCACAUCAUGUCAUCAAUCUCUGGGCCGAGUUUGGGGUUUUCCCGCUGACCCCCGUCUCCUUCCUCUUCAGAAUCGCCGCUCACUGCCUGGCCUACAGUAAUUCCUCGGUGAAUCCUAUCAUAUACGCUUUUCUCUCGGAAAAUUUUAGGAAGGCCUAUAAGCAAGUGUUCAAGUGCCACACGCGCAAUGAGUCACCUCUUAAUGAUACGAAAGAAAAUAAAAGUCGAAUAGAUACCCCGCCAUCCACCAAUUGCACUCACGUGUGAGAGUGUUAGAGUGCUCGUGUGGAGUCUCAGACAGAGCACGGUACGACGAGGGGUUAGCAAGCCUGCAACUUCUUGUGCUCAUGACAAGUCGCAUCAUUUUAGUUCCACUUGUUUUUGAAAACAAUACUUUGAUCCAUUUAGGAAAUCUCGAGGUCUAGUAAAGAUUGUUUCUAAAUUCUAUUUCAAAACAAAAGGGAACGUUACAUAGUUUUUUACACCUUUACAGAAACGAAAGGUUAAUAGAAUUCCAUCGACAUGUUCAAUUCUUCAUAGGACAGCCUACAAAGAUGGUCAGGAAUACUGGCGAUCUACAUUUUGAAGCCAGUUUAUUUAGGAAAAAACACACGUAUGUGUUAAUUCUUCAAUUUUAAGAAACGAGGUAAUAUUGCGAGGUAUGUGUUUCAAAAUAUGAUCAUGGAUACACGAUCAAAGUUUGACCUGGAUUUCAUUUUUUUUGUGGCCAUUUAUAUAGAGGCGCAUCUGUUAAAUGGCAGUGAGACUUUGCCAAGUCGAUUUGCACCGGCCUCAUUUGCCCCCAACUGUAAAUAGUGAACAUGGUUUCCGGAGAUGAGCUUCACCUGUCUGUGGUCAUGAGGGCCCAUUAACUUCAUCUCCGGAGACCAGCCCAGCUGCACAGCGGUGACUCAGGGUGACGGACAUUGGCCGGGCCACUUAAAACUAUUCUGCGAUGUAGGCUUUGCAGAGUUACCUAAAAAAAAAAAUCAGGGAAAAUGCCAAGGACAACUAUUCUAAUAGUGGAAGCUUCCAGUGAGAUCCAAGAGGGAACGUGGUCAUUAAAGUUUUACAAAUAUAUCGCCCAGGGUAUUUUGUGUGCCUUGAGUGGAACCGAGCCAAAAGGGAGUUAAAAAAAAUGCCAGUGAGGAUGAUAUGUGGGUAGUUUCUAUGGGGCUGGGGAGAAGUCAGAAUCCAGUAAGACACAUGUGGAAAGCAUACGCAACAUGUGAUUCAGAUAACAUUAGAAGAAAAGGAAUCUUCUGAGUAGGUAUACCCAGGGAUAUAUGUUGGACAAACACAUGCUUUGUUUCAUUAAAUUUGUAGUAAUGUUAAAUGCACAUUUACCCCCAAUAUUACUUCCUCGAAAAUGAUCAUACGCUGAAUUUCAAAUGUACUUUUCAUGACAAUUUCGUCUUUAUCCAUGUGUAGAAUGAAAAACAUGGGAUGAAGAGAUUAAAUUAUUCUACCUUAGAACAGUAGUUUUCAGACUCCAGGACUUUGCUAUAUUUUGUGAGAAUACAACACCAGGAAGACUUUUUGAAAAAGGAUUUAGUGUAAUGCACACCCGUGUCAAAUCAGGAUUCCAUAGGAAAUAUCAAAUUUUAGAUGAAAAAACUCGAUAUAAGUCUUUGCAUGUUAAAUUUUCCAGCUGAUGAAUUCAUUGUCACUAAUCACACUCCUCCAGCAAAUGGCAUUUACAUUUGCAAUGCUUGAACUGAUUCUCUAGCCAGAAUAGGAGAAAAUUCUUCGAAAGGAUGGGAAAUCAUGAGCUCUCAAGUUUGGUGGCUAGGGAAAGAAGUUGCAUGUAUGUGUGAUGCCAGUGUUUUAGAGGACAGCCUAAGUCCUCUGCAUGGAAAAUUCUUUGCACUUUAUUCAAAUACAGCCGCAGAAACAUUGUACCCUGACAGUGAUACCUCAUGUGCUUUGUGGAACUUGAAGUCGCCAUUGCAGACGCCAGAACAGGUCGUGUGUGUGUGUGUGAACCCCCACAGCUGUACAAAGAGGUGCCUCCUGGUGGCCUUUGGACUUGCAUGGUCGACAAAGGCUUCCUGCACCCUGGCCGUUCCUUUGUUUUCCUCUUGUGAUCCCUCCACACACGGAAGUAUUCGAAGAAAUGCCGGACCUAAUGUUUCUGUUUUCUACGAAGCACGUGGAAGAUGUAUUUACGUACCCACCCGUGUUCCCUUGGUCCAUCCCAUUUGUGGCUGGCGUGACGGAAGCCAGAAGCAUAGCGCCAGAGUCAUAGCCGGCACCUGCAAAACCUCCCAUUUGCUGAGUGUACAUGCGGACCCGUUAGAUAGGGUAUUUUUCCCGUCCAUCGGCGUUUAAGUCAAUUCCUCUUAUUCAGAGCCUAGGUGGUCCACUGGUGUAACAAACUUUGAGGCUGAUGAUGACUCGGGCCCUGCGAAGAUCUGAACCUCUGUGAAGCUGUCUGCGUGAGGAGUUCCAGAAGGACUGGAACAGACUUCAGUUGCCCAGAGAGGCGUCAGAGUGUCUUGCAUUGACCAAGCGCGUGCUUCCUAGGUGGCGGUUUUUCUAACCUAUAAUUAACGCAACCAAGUCAGAAGCACCUUUGCUUCCUCCUUUAAAUAAAGAAGGCCUCCCUAGGACACGCUUUUCCUUGCAGCAGCCAGACUAACGGACAAAUGCUGCAUUUGCCUUUGAAGUUGGGCGCCUUGCACACCAUGUUAUUCAGUGCACUUCAAAGAGAAUUGAUGUCGUCUCCUUAGAUUUGGCUGCCUCCGUACCAGAAGGCGGUUGUGAUUUUUUUCUGGGCUUUUAGUUUUUCACAUUUGGACACUAGCUCUGGAAUAUUUAAAUGGCCGAAAUGUUGGCUGCUUCACACGGAUGGGGACGGGUUUCAGUCUCCUGCCGAUGAAUAUAGUGACGUGGUUGGAACGACUUUCUCACCCCGCGACCCCAGGAGAUACCUUAAGUAGACGCUGUCUGCGUUCUGACCACGUGUGUCCUCAGCAAUGUGGGGACAGAGGCCAUUUUCUGAAUAUUUUAGGUAAAUAUUUUCGCCUUUAAUGAAAUCGUUCAAUGCACACCUUAGGAGUAAAACAGUCAUUUCCUUCUCUUCCUCCGCCCCCCCCCCUCUUGUGCUUUUCUCGAAAUGUGCUUCUAUCCCGAGUUUCUCACUCUCGUAUCUACCCUGGUGAAAUCCGGCCUUUUGACUCAGAUGUGAUGAGUUACAGUGAACAGAGAAGGCGCUUGCUGAACCCACUCGUGAGUCACUCGUGAGUCAACUUUACUUGCGGCCUCGAGGAUGAUUGCAUUUGCUCAGCGCCUCAGAUGCGGGGAGACGGUGCAGUCGUAGUCCCCGAGUGUUAGCGGAAACCCGGGGCCGGGCUUCUUCUGAGCAGGAGAGAAUAACUUAGCGAGACAUUCAUUUCCUCUCCACAGAUGCUUGCGGGUCCCCAAACGCCCGCGUUGAAGCAGCAUUGCGUUAAAUAAAACCAUGUACAGCUUCCCCCUCUUCUUUGCCUAAGAGGAUAUUUUAAAUGCAUGUAUGUAAACCACAUAGUCCUGUAAUUGGGGUAAAUCUAUCAACGUGGCUGCUUCCACCGGACCCUUCUCUUCUGAAAUUUGUAAAUUGUGAUCGACACUGACUGCAGGGAUCUCCCACGUUUGAAAUUUGUAACCGGCUUUCUUCCUAAGGCGAUCCUGUUCUUGGCCGUUAGAAAGUGCUCCCUAUUAGGCUGUUCGUCAAGUGGAUGUUACGGACUUGUGUAUUAUAAAAAAGCCAUCUAUACGAGGAGUAGGUGGCCCCAAAUGCUGAUGGCCACCUAUUGUCUUAGGAAGAACAGGAUGGCAGUUGUAUUUCAAUUUAUAAUGUACUUUGAUUUUUCUCUUUUAGAAGAGGAAAAGUUGGGGCUGAGGAACAACUGAACGCACCGACCACGUCUUCGGUGUGGGCUGUGUCUGCGGAAGGCCAGCAUGUCUGGGGAGGGUGUCGGAUGUGUGUUUAGUGUCUCAGGCGUGGCAGAUUCACUCACAGUCACCUUUGUCACUCUGGCUGCCCUGCUGGGCCUCUGGGACAGGCACGUCUGCUUGAUUGGGCGUGAUCUUUAGGAACAUUAGCAGGCCGGUGCAUUUGCACCUCUGCUGGGCUCAGCACCGCUCACCGCUGGCUCCCGAGCUCGCGCUCAGCACACCCCUCUGCCAGAACUCGGGUUGUGUCCUGGGCGCAGCUGUGGCGGGAGGGGCCUUUCUAGGGGGUGAGGAGGAAGGUCUUAGCUCUGAAAACACUGUGGAGACGACCUCAGCUGGACUCGCUUUGUCUGUUCUGACCUUGGCUGAGUUUUCUCUAUUUAAACAACUGCAUGGAGAACUGAUUUCAUAGAGAAGGGUUUUGAUGUCACUUUGGGGGUGGAAAGCCUCAUCCUUUCUGCUGGGGAGCAGAUCUCUGGAUAUCUUUAGGUACGUUGUGCCAGUCCAGAUUUUCAGCAUUAGGGAAGUCAAAACAAAGAUCACCAGCUGCAUCGACUGGAACCGGGAUCCACCAUUCAGAGUCUUUACUUUCAGGCAGUGAUGAUCAUUAAGGUGACCUAUAAACUGGGAUGAACCUUGUGGUCCACUCUGGGUUUUCUACGGGCCACCACGCACUAUAUAUGGAGCCUCACUUCAAAAGAUUGAAUAUUGACUGUUAAAACGGAACCUACUUUUGUGUGCUUGUUCUCAAGACCACUGUGGAUCUGUUAACCUCCUUUUUCUCCCAUGGUGGGCUUGUUCCGGGCAGUGGGUAAAACGGGGUGGUCCCGGGAGGGGACGGUGAAGAAAGGAAGUGACUGGCAGCAUCUUACGCUGUGGUGAGCAUCAGUGCGAGUGUAAGCACACCUCCAGGCACCGGAAAGGCGGUGAGGCCACGCCUCCAGGCACCGGAAAGGCGGUGGAAGCCACGCCUCCAGGCACCGGAAAGGCGGUGGGGGCCAAUCUUGUCCGGAGCGAUGUGUGUGUGUGUGUGUGUGUGUGUGUGUGUGUGGCAAGGUGCCCAUGUUGCCAGCAUUGUUGAUGUGGCAGAUGAAGUAGGAAGUUUGGCUGUGACGGGACAUGCCCACUUGUGGAGCGGGGUACCAGUGACGGAAUGGGAGCCUUUGGGAUGUAACGGCUGUGUCUUGAAUGUUCACAACACGGCAGAGCAUCACCUGGGUGUUGGUGGUAGACCCUGCUCCUUGGGGACUCCGGAUGGUGUAGAUCUUCGACCGUGCACGGAGGCAGGAGAGUGGGAACUCGGGGGACAGGCACCAGGUGUGUCCUCUGCUGUUCAACCAGAGGGCAUCUGCUUCCUCUGCCCUUGGAUUUCCAUGUCAGGUUUCGCUGAAAGUUAGAAACAAUUAAUCCAAGGCACACGUUACCCAUUGUUUGUAUUGGAUUUUUCUGGUCACGCCUCCACUCACUGUUUGUAUUACUUAUGCAACUUGUGACCUUAUCUGUUCUCCCCUGCUCCUUUCUUAAGGUCAAUCGUAUUUCUGUGCUUGAGAUCCUCCAGAUUUUGUCAUCGUUGAGGGAUCCCUGAAUGACCCAAGUCCAACACUUUUCAUAUCUUCAUUGUUCGGCCGGGCUCAUGACAUUUUCCUGGUUACCCUAUCCAUAUCCCUCCCUUUAACAGUGAAGUGUCGGAAACACAAGCUUUAAGAGAAAAGUUCCUUUUGUAAGGAUCACAGAUGACCAGUUUCUUCAGAGAAUCGAAAGGCAGUAGAGCAGGCCCAUGGGCACGUCUGUCCUGAGGGCCCUCUUUGGGGUGCUGGCUCUGGUGAAGUCACACCCACAAGAGCUCGUGUCCUGUGAGUGACUGUCACAGCAGAUGGGAGUCAGGAGGUGGGCACCUGGCUGUGGCUGCAGCAGGUCUCCGGGCGCGCUCCCUCUGCUUCUGCAGGUGAGUCGUCCCGACCUACCCUGCCCCUCCCUGCAUCCACUUUGCCAAGAGAUUGGACCAGGCAAGUGGCCUAUGAUCCCUGGGCCAGAAAGAGCUCUUUCUGACGUGUCAGGAGUGAAGGCAAAAUAUAGGUGAGCACCUUGGGGCCCAGAGCAGCCAAAAUGAAGGGGUCAGAAUGGGUGUCUUGCCAUUUAACCUGCUAUCAUAGGUACCGCUAGUUAAACAGUCUCCAUUUGAAAACCACAAAAGUCCAAGAAAGCAGAAGCACGUGGGGAGGCGGAAACCUUCCCAUCUCCUUAGGAAGAAAAACUCAGUGUAAAAUGCAAUUGUGGCACAUUUCCGUCUAGCUCUCAGAGAAACUGUUGAUAACAAUAGAAACCAUGUCAAUUUCCCAUUAAAGAGCCGGUUGCUGGGGUGUAGACAUAGAUGAGAAGUGUGUUGCAAUAAUGCAGCUCAGGAUCAGGCAGCACACAGGGAGGUGGGGAGCGUCGGUAGGCGCAUGAGUCCUAUUUAUCCUCAGAGCCCUGAGGUCCCAUGAGGAACUUUACAUGGAAUAUACUUACUGAGUGAGUGAGCAGACGCCUAGUUUGUGAUAUUUUCAGCAUAGGGCCAGCUAGCCUGGAUAAAGAAUUAAAUUUAGUAAUCCUCUCGUUAUUAAAUCAGAUUAUACUUUGGGAAUAUUUACAAACCAGAAAUGGAUACAUAAAUAUUAUUUGCCAUAUAUUGAUUUUCUGAGAGUCGUGCUUCAUGGCCAUAUAUUUCGUAAAGACUGAAGAUGUGACACUGAGGGAUAGAAAUGCCAAGUUUUCUUGCACCUUGUUGGUGAAUCUCGUGAUUCCUCAAGUUAUAGCUGCGCAGGAGAGCUGUGCAUUGCAGAAAAGGUAAGGGACAUUAGUUUUGGUUUGAUCCUGUGGCUAAGGUUGCUGAUGGAAAUGCUGUCUUUGGUAUUCUCACAUACGAAAGAAAAGCUGAACGGGAUGAACAAGUCUCUAAAGGGAAACACCUUUGAAUGAGCGGGGAAUUCUGCAGAAGGUACGAAUGAUACUCUGGGCUC